AUGGAGGCCGGGCUGCUAAGCGCCGUCCUGGGCAUUAUCCUGGUGCAGGUGGAAAUGACCACGCAGGACCUGGACCCGCAGAAGAUUGCAGGGUUCUGGCAGGAAGUUGGGGUGGCCUCCAGCCAAAACCUGGCACUGCAGACCCCAAAGAGGCUGGAGGCCUUGCUCCUGACCUUGAGUGGGGAGGAGCUGACCGUGAAGGCUGCGUAUAAUAGUUCAGGAAGCCAUGUGACUGAACAAAUAGUGAGCUUGGAAGUCAAUGUUUCGGAGAAAUUUGUUUUCCCAGGAGGCAAAGAGGUCGCUGUGGUGGCCACGGACUACGAGACGUACGGCAUCAUGAACACUGUCUUCCACAAAGGAGGGAAGGCCCACAGUGUCCUGAAACUUUAUAGCCGGAUGGUGGAACACAACGAAAAAGCCAUGGACAGGCUCCUCGUAAAGGCCAUGGAGCACGGGCUGUCAGCAGUGGAUGUGCAGCCGCUCUCCAAGGACUCUCCUCCUCUGGUCACAGAGGCUGGGCUGAGAGUGCGGUCCGGGCACCUGUCCUGCAGCCCCUCGCGCUGUCCCGUCCUACCGGGAGGGUCCUUGGAGGCCGGGCGGCGCCCUGAGGCCCUGGCCUUCUAUGUCACAGGAGCUGAUCUAGGGGAGCCCCCGCCCCCAUCCGGGAUGCUGGGAGCCUCGCCCACCCGGCCUCCCCUGGCCACCCAGCCCUGGGGGGCCCACCUGCAUCUGCUCUGA
Molecule: messenger RNA, 738 nt
Organism: Lipotes vexillifer (Yangtze River dolphin)
Lineage: Eukaryota; Metazoa; Chordata; Mammalia; Artiodactyla; Lipotidae
Gene: LCN8
Product: lipocalin 8
Exons: 7
Coding region: 1-738 (245 amino acids)
Molecular function (GO): small molecule binding
Source: RefSeq, a predicted model, not a curated record